Molecule: messenger RNA, 1080 nt
Organism: Clonostachys rhizophaga
Lineage: Eukaryota; Fungi; Ascomycota; Sordariomycetes; Hypocreales; Bionectriaceae
Source: the annotation of a GenBank genome assembly
AUGUCUUUCACACCACCAAAAGCCAAUAGGGGACUCUAUGUCGACCCCAACUGCAAUUUCUCCGUCCAAGACACCAGCUCGCCCCUGCAGGUAGGCGACAACGAGCUCGUAAUUGAGAACAUCUACUCUGGAGUCAAUCCCGCAGACACCAAGCAUGCCAGCAUCUUGGGUAUCCGGGCAACAACCCUUGGAUAUGACUUUUGUGGACGCGUUCUCUCAUCGCCACCAGGGUCCAGGUUCAAGCAGGGCGACGUGGUAGCUGGACUCACUCCUUCAGGCCUGGGACGCGCUAAAAAAUACGGCACACACCAGGGCUACCUCAUCUGCCCUGAAGACAUGGCCUUUAAAGUCCCAGACAACCUCCCCGAAGCCCAUGCCGCAUCUCUGCCUGUGGUCGCCUUGGUCGCUGCCGAUACCAUCUUCAACUUUUUUAAGUUCCCCUUGCCUGGUAGUAACGACUCCUUUGUUCAUCAGCGACCCAUCUUGAUCUGGGGGGGUUCGUCUAGCGCCGGGCUCUGCGCCGUGCAGUUUGCUCGUGCUAGCGGUUGCCGGAAUAUCCUUGUCACUGCUUCGCCUGCUCGCCAUAAUAUGCUCAAGAGUCUCGGAGCGACGCACGUAUUCGACUAUAAAUCUCCCACAGUUGUUGAUGACAUUCUACUCAUGGUUAAAGCUCUCGGCCAGGGACCGAUUGGCCAUGCGUUUGACACAGUGUGCGCGGUAGAGCCAACUCCAUCGGCAGAUUUGGUCUCACAAUGCGUCAAGGAUCCAGCGGCCAUCCUGGUCGGCAUCACCAUUCUAAAAGAUGAAAGAUUUAAAUUGCCUUUCUCAUUAGCCAAGGACGACUGGACCAUUCAUUUGAAAGGUCAUGCUAGCCCCAUCACUAUUCCUGCCAGGCCCGAUGACUACUGGAAGUCUUGGAGUGCUCUACAGUGGGCGGUUGACAACUAUGGUGAAGGUUUCGAGCUACCGCAUGUUGAGGUCAUUGAAGGGUCGGCUGAAGACGUGUUGCGGGAAGUGAUACAAGUUGGGAAUCUUACCAGAGGCUUUGGAAAGAUAGUAGCCAGACAUCCAUUAAGAUGA